AUGUUGCUGAACAACGUGUCGAGCGUGUUGGAGAAGGCCCUUGGAACCGAUGAGCAGUUCUCCGGCGACGACAGGCCCUUGUUGGAGGUUGGAAAUAUGUUUUUGUUGGGAUUGUAAAAAAGAAAGUUGAGAGUAUCCUUUAUUAGUAAUGAAUAUAAAGGCUUGGAAAUUUUCUUUAAUGGGGAUUUGAAAAUAAAAUAAAAAAUCAGUGUAAAUUUUUAAAACACAGUUUUAAAUAUCCAUUCAGACUUCAAUAAGGUUAUUUUGAGUGAAAUUUGAUUUUUACGACAUUUGCGCUCCACGGAGAAACCAAAAAACUAUCAAGAGACGCCAAGAAAUCAAUUAUAUAUUGAAUAAUAUGGACUUGGAAUCUGCUAGGAGCACUAAAGUCAUCUAAAAUCAAUUUUCGAGCGGAAUUUGAUUUUACCAACUUCUGCGCUCCACGGAGAAACCAACAAUUAUCAAGACUCAACAGAAAUUAUUGAAUUAUUGUAAAAUAUCAGAAAUUUGGAAUCUUCUGGAAGCAGUGAAGUCAUCUAAUAACAAUACUUGAUUUUCUGGCUUUUACGCUCCAAGGAGAAAUUUAAAAAAUCGAUAAGUUAGUACUCGGACCUCGGUAACGGUGACCUCACACGUCUCAAACUUUCCAGGCACUUCUAGUGAUCACUCUAGGGGCGUUAGCAUUAUUUGCCUUUCCAAGGUCCGAGUAAUUGUAUCAGGAUGCGCAAGAAUUCAUCGAAUCAAAUAGUGAACAAUAUCCGCAAAUUGAAAUCUUCUGGUAGUAAAGUCAUCUAGGGAUCAAUUUUUGAGCAAUAUUUGCUUUUCUGGCUUUUAUGCUCCAGGGAGAAAUAAAAAAAGUCGAUAAGUUAGUACUCAAAUCUCGGUAACGGUAACCCCACACGACACUUUCUAGAGACUUCUAGUGACCACUUGAGGGGCGUAAGCAUUACUUGCCUUUCCAAUGUCCGAGUAGUUGCAUCAGAAAUAAUUGGAUCAAAUAACGGAUAAUAUCACCAAUUUGGAAUCUCCUUGGAGCAGUAAAGUCAUCUAAUUAUCAAUUUUUGAGCAAUAUUUAAUUUUUCUGACUUGUAUGCUCCACGGAGAGUUAAAAAAUCGAAAUCGGCAUUUUCAGACCGUUAUCUUGGCCUCCGUCUUGCUUCUUUUGAUCCUGGCCUGCGUCAUCGGCAACGUCUUCGUUAUCGUCGCGAUUUUCAUCGAAAGGGACCUCCGCGGUCGGCCGCAGUACUACUUGAUCUUCUCUCUAGCUGUCGCGGACCUCAUUGUAUGUUUUUUUUUUCAUUUUUCGAGGCUUCUUUUUCUAUAUUUUUUGAGCUGGAAAAGGUGAUGAGAAUAGCCGCGUAGGAGGGGAUUAUGUGCUCCAAUGAUAAAGAAAAUUGGGUGUGAAAAAUAGCUGCAUAGGAACUUUUGUACCUUCAAACUAUGAUUUGUAUAAUUAUAAGAUCCUUUCUCACAAUUUUCUCUCGUCUCUUAACUUUUGCUUGAGCUACCGCGUCAACCGUUUCUGGUCGGGCGCACUUGGAAAUCCUUCUUUUUUAUAUUCUUAAAUGAGAAUCGGUAUGUAUAUGAUUCAUCUAGAUAGUUUCCCACUUCAUUUUUGGAUAUCUCGAUACGCUAGUGCGUGAACCGGUUCUGGUCGGUUGCAAACAAAAAAUAGCACUGUCUUUUAUCAAUUUUCUAUGAAUAGCUUGUACAGAGAAUUCCUAUAUUUCCGUUAAUUUUUUUCCCCUUCUCCUUGAACUUUUGCAUAUGCUACCGCGAAAACUGUUUCUGGUCAGGCGCAUAUGAAGGACCGCGAGAAAUCUAUUAAUAUCCAACCCCAAACAGGAAACUCAUGCGUUUCGGUCAAUUUUCACCCUUUUUUUCCGAUUCGGUCUGGAACGCGUGCAACUUCCCUCAUUACUGCAUUUAUUAUGCGAGUCAGCACGCAACAUUCGACACGAUUCUCGCCUUUUUUUUGAGUUGUCCCCAAAAACCUUUUCCCGCAACCCAGGUUUUCUCCCCAAUUUUUUUAGAGGGGUCAAAAAAACCUUUGAGGCGAAAUCCCGGUCAGAAGGCUUCAAAAUCAAACAGGGGGGCUACUUUUUGUAACCGGGGAAGUCAGCUAGAAGGAAUUUUUCAACCUUUGAAUAAAUCUUGAAAAAUGAUAAGACAUCGAGAACGCAAGACAUUUAGUUAAAAAGAAAUAAAAAAAUUCAAAUUUUUUUACGAAAAAAAUGUAGAGGCCUAACUUUCGUAAUUUGGAUAUUUAGGUCACCGGCAUUUUUUUCAGUCUUUCACACGGAUGUGUUUUUCAAAACGGCUAUUGGACAUAUAAAGAAUCUGGCAAAAAAAAAUUCUAAAUUUAGAAAAAAGUUCAUGGCCUAACUUUCGCAAUUUGGAAAAGUAGGUCAGCAAUUUUUGGAGAACUAGGCCGCAGCUGAAGAAUCUGAAUUUUUAUGUAUUUUUUCAUGAUUUUGACUAUAACUUCAAUUUGCUACAAAAAGUCUUCAUAGAUCAAUAAAAAGUUCAUUUUUUGGACAAAGGUCGAAAUAUCCAAACUUCGGCUUUGGGAAAUUUAGGCUACGUCCAGUAGCCCUCAACUUGACGUUCUUACUAUUUUUUCCCACCUUUCUUAUUCUCGAACGACGUCAACUUUGCGUGUCUCAAGUCAAAGUCAAUAUUUUUAGGUCAAAUUAAGGUUAUUUGCGAAUUUUUAUUCGGAUUCCGCAUGAAUAAAUCCAACGGAUUCCUCGUUGGGCCAGAAGCUUCUCGAGAACGUUCAGUUUUUCUUCCCUGCGCCACACGGCGAAAUUGCAUUUGCUUUGGAGACGGCUUCAAGAAGAUUUUCGCACUUUUCCUCUCGCCCCAAAUGAGAUUUCGGGCCGUCUUGCCCAAGGUUUAUUUUUGGGUCCUUCUCUCGUGGGAUUCUUUUUUUCUCGGUUCCGGAUGGUCACUUUGUCGAUGCAGACGGCUUGAUGGACGUGGCCUGGAAUUACUAAAAAAUACUUGGAAAGUUAGGCCGUUGGAUUUUGGUAAACUAGGUCGUCAGGAAACUUCCUAUCCAUUUUCGAUAGUGCAAAAGCUUUCUGACAAAAUUCCAUGAAUGGCCUGGAGACGCAAAAAGACUGUCGGGAAGAAGAAAUUUGGAAAGUUAGGCCUUCCAGUAAAGUUAACGGCCUGGAAUCACAAAAAGACAACUUGUUGAAAAGUUUGGAAAGUUAGGCCAUCAAGUUGAGGUUAUAAACCAAAUCCUUGGAAAUUUUCUAGUUUUAUAUUUUUCUUGGGAAGGUUCAGUGCUCGAAUUCAGUAGACGGCCUGGAAACACAAAUGAUAAUUGUAUAUUAGGAAAGUUAGGCCGUCAAGUCGAGGGAAGAUUUUGUGAAAUCAAACUUCAAAAAAAAAAACGUAUAUUUAUUCAAUUGAAGAUGGAAGGAUCCUUGAUACGUUUCUGUAGGCGGCCUGGAAACACAAAAUUUGAUCCAAGGCCUAGUUUUCCAAAUAGAGACCUUGCUACUUCAAUCAAUGGCUCUUUGAGUUAAAUAUAAUUAUCAAGUAUUUUUCGGAUUUAUAGGGAAAAAUGGAGCUUUUCUCGCUUUUUAUUCUUGUUACUAGUUCAUUAGGGGACUUUUACGGCUCAUGUUAGCUCAUAAUUAUCCGGUUACUCAUCAAACUACACUUUCCAAGUACACGAAAACGUGCUGUCCGUCCAAUUCCCGUUCUGAUCAAGGCACUUUGGCGUUGGCCUUAUUUGGAUGAGCCAAGUCAUCAUUUGCAAAAGGAGACGUCAGCCCACUCAAAUGAGGCUCCGGAGUAGGAAAAAAAAGAAGUUUGCAACGGUCGGCUGGAGCCUGACGUUGACUCAGUAAAUAGUUUAAGCUUUAGAGUGAAAAAAAUGAGGUUUUUUGAUGUUUAAACUGCAGAUUUUGGUCUCGGUUCGAGAAGUUGGGUUUUUGGUCGGAAUAUUCAUUUGUAAAACUAGGCCACGAUUCCAGAAAGGUGAAUAUCACCGAUAAUGAGCUAGUAUGAGCAAUAAAUUCAGCUGGGAAGCCAGUGAGUGAGAAUAAUUCAAUUUUCCUUUCGAUUUAUUUUUUUUCCAGUUUCAGAGCAUAAGAUUAUUUAAAGUGAGCUAACAUGAGCAAUAGGAGAAGUUCUUGAACUGUAGGUAGUUAAGGAACAUUGAAUUUUCCUUCAGAUUACAUGUUUCAUACGAUAUUUCAAAGCGUAAUUUGAGGCAAAAUCAGCUAACAUGAGCAAUAAGUAGAAAAGCUGAGCCACGAGAAUACGCUUGAUAUUUAACCUCCAUUUUUUAUCAUCUGAAAAUUUAAACUAGUCAUAAAAACUGAGCUAACAUGAGCAAUGGAAGCUAAACGACUUUUCUGCUCCGCUUUUUAUACGACCGAAUUUUACUAAUAAUUUUUUUCUUGAUUUGUAAUCCACGGUCACCAAAGUACGAAUUUGCUUUUUUCAUAAAUGUUCGGACAACUUUUUUUUACAGCCCCCGAACCCCAAUUAAAAAGUGUUUUUUUGGCUUUCAAAGGGUCUCGGCCGUAAGCAAAUUAGCUUGGACUGAAAAUGAGAUUUUUGGCGUUUUCCAAUUUUGGUUUGAGCUCUUUUUUUUUGAAAGAGAAAUUGUAGAAGAACGGGGGCAAAUUUGAUUAACUUUUUAGGACGAAAAAAUGGGUUUUGACAGGUUUUUGGAGACAAAUUUUGAUAAAAUUGAGUUUCAGAAGGUUUUUUUUUGUUGAAAUAAUGCAUGUGGAAAGGCUGAAAUUCUUCCGAAAAAUCGAAAAUCUCGAAAAUUGGAAUUUACCUGACCUUUGGGCUACCUGGAGACUAGACUAGACUACUUCCUUUGAAUAAUUCAUAGAGAUGAUGUUAUUUUUUUCAAAAAAAGGGAGAAUUUCAAAGAAACAUGGAAGUAUUUUGAGUAGAAAGGUAGAAAAUUUAUCUUAUCAUUUAAAAUAUUUUUAAAGAGCAAAAAUAGUAUCGAAAAGUCGAUAUUUAGCACGAAAAGGUGAUAAAAGUUGCAUUUUUUUGAAUUUCGCACAGUUUUUUUAUGAAAAUUCAAAAAAAGGCCAAAAAAAUGGGAAUUUGAAAGAAAAAAAUCUUGAAAUCUCAAGUGGUCCCUUAAGUAAUAAUUUUUUCGGUGCUUAAAGAGACGCGAUUUUGCUAAAUUGGCUCUUAAUGGAAAAACUUGCUUUAAAGGAUGACUUGAAUCGGUAAUCUCAAUUAGGCUCUUAUUAUUUUAAAGUGACUCCUUUAGUGGUCAGGAGAACCACUUCUUAAGGCACCAAAGCAGGAUCCCCUCAAGUGAUCCCUUGAGUCUUCCAGAAAUCUCGAAAGGUCAAUGAUAUGGUCUCUUAACUUGAUACUCAAGUAGGCUCUUCUUAAAUUUGAAGGGUUCCCUUAAGUGAUUAAAAGAAUGUUCUAGCCUAAUACUUUAAUGACAGCUUCCGAUCUCAUCCCUUUAGUGGCCCCUUGGAAGAUUCUUUCCACUUCCAAAAUUUUCCUGAACCCUUUAGUGACCACUCCGAGCUUCCCAGAAACAAUUGAAAGCUCAAAAAACGCUCUUUAAUACUCAAAUCCAGACAUUUCCCCCCUCGAAAAACUCGUUGAUCUUUGAAAUUUCACACCUAAAUGAUCCUCUUUGAACUUUCACACAUUCAAACACCUGAAUUUUCAUCAAAAAAACGAGAAACUUUGUGCGCCACACACAAUGUAUGCAUCAACGCGUCGCGACCUUUUUUUCUCUAUAAAUGGACAAAAAAAUUGUGGGAAAAAUGAAACGAAUUCAGUUGGAUUGUGGAUUUUCGAAAUAGAAAGUUUUUUUAAAAAAAUAUUUUUUUCAGUUUUUGAAGUUGAUCGCCAUGUGUUAAUAUAGCUAGGAAAAAGGUUCUAGAUUGUUUUUAAUUUAGUUUGAAAAAAAUGGCAAAAAAGUUUUGACCGCGACGGGGUUCGAACCAGAAAGUCUUUUCAUACUGGAAAAGCCAGCUUCAGCUCUAAAAGCUUCAUUUUAUAGUUUUCAAUGUGGGAAAAUAAAGAGCUCGAUAGUGAAGUGGCUAAAAAUUUGAAGCAUCAGUUGAAGGGUCUCUGGUUCAACUUCUAUCCUCGUUUUUGUCAUUUUUCAAAUCACAAAGGAUUUUAUAAAAAAGGGCAGCAUUGAAUAUGUAUGGAGAACUCGUUGGUUCGAUCCCGAAGCGCUUUUUUUGCCGUUUUGAAGAAAAAUGGUUAGAGUUUGGUUCCAUCCAGUGGGACCGAAUGUGGCUCAAAAGGUCUCUGGUUCGAUUCCACCCCCCGUUUUUUUGCCAUUUUCCAUCUUCAAACUUGAGAAAAGAGGGUUUUAUAUGGAUAACCGAGUGGUCGAAAGCAUUGAAUAGAGAUAAAAGACUCUUUGGUUCGAUCCCUCAGCACGUUUUUGCCAUUUUUGUGGUUUGAAGAAAAAUAAUUAGAGUUUGAUUCCGUCCAGUGUGACUAAAUGUCGCUCAGAAGGUCUCUGGUUCGAUUCCUUGCCCCGUUUUUGCCAUUUCUCAGCUUCCAAACCCUCUUUUUAAGCCAUCUUCUCCUCUCACAUUUUUGACGUCUUGAAACUAAUACCAAGGACAAAAAGGCAUCAGAAACCGAAUGUGAAAGAAAGAAGAACGGCUGCCAAAAAUGUCGUUUUUCUCCCAUUUUUUUGCUUUUGGCGGCGGAAAGCCGAGAGGCCAUUAGAAAUGUCAUUGGAGAAACGCUUUGAUGUGCUUGGUGAGGAAGCCGAGAAAGCAAAAGAAGAAAAAAAGAAACAACCGUCAAUCAAAACUGUCGGCGGCGACAUGAGCAGGCAUCCGAAUAUGGCUGUCGGAAUUAUGCGGGAUAUUGGAACGACUAGGGACUUUGUUGGGAGAAGAUUGGGCCAUUAUUUUGAAGAUUGAUAUUGGCAAUAGCAUGACGAGGUUUUGAACGAUCCAAUUUUUUAAAAAUGAGCUCUAAUCGAAAAGCUUAAUGGCUAAAUUUGGCAAAAACGGGGGCUAGAGUCGAACCAAAGAGUGUUUUUUUCCAUAUAUUCUCAGCUUUUUAGCCCCGCAAGCAGUUUCAUCGGGCUUCAAGGUGUCGAAGCUCCAGUUCUGAGUUGGAAAAUGGCAAAAACCUGGGCUGGAGUCGAACCAGAGAGUUUCUUUAUGCAUCUCAGCUUACUUACCAGGCUUCAAAGUUGUGUUAUCGCUAGCUUCGGGCCAAAAUCGGGCAAAAAUCGGGCUGAGUAGCUUUUUUUUUACCUAGGCGAAGCUCUCUAGACAUUAGAUUAUUAAAGUAAAACCUCAGAAAGCGAAUUUCCCGAUUUUAAGCUUCAAAAUAACAAAAACGCCGACAGGAGUUGAACCAGAGAGCCUUCUCAUACAGGAAAAGUUCACAGCCACUUGAUUAAGAAAAUAAAAACAUCAGAAUGUGAAAUUUUCAGCUUUCAUUUUCAAAAUGGCAAAAACACAGACAGGAGUCGAACCAGAGAGUCUUUUAAUACUGGAGAAGCGUCCCAUAAAACUUCAGAAAGUCUAUUUUCCGGCUCUCAGAUUUAAAAUGGCAAAAACCUAAACAGGAGUCGAACCAGAGAGUUUCUUCAUGCUCAUCAGCUACUUACUAGGCUUCAAAGUUGUGUAAUUGCUAAAAUUGGGACAAAAAUGGGCAAAAAACGGGCUGCAGAGCUUUUUCACCCAGAAAAAACUCUCUAGUCGUUGGAUAAUGGAAAUUAAACACCAGAAAGCGAAUUUUCAAGUUUUCUGUUUUAAAAUGGCAAAAACGCCGACAGGAGUUGAACCAGAGAGCCUUCUCAUACAGGGAAAGUUCACAGCCACUUGAUUAAAAAAAUAAAAACAUCAGAAUGUGAAAUUUUCAGCUUUCAUUUUCAAAAUGGCAAAAACACAGACAGGAGUCGAACCAGAGAGUCUUUUAAUACUGGAGAAGCGUCCCAUAAAACUUCAGAAAGUCUAUUUUCCGGCUCUCAGCUUUAUAAUGGCAAAAACCUCGACAGGAGUCGAACUAGAGAGUCUUUUCAUACAGAAGAAGCGUCCUAUAAAACAUUAGAAAGUCUAGUUUCCGGCUCUCAGAUUUAAAAUGGCAAAAACCUAGACACGAGUCGAACCAGAGAGUCUUUUUACAUAAGUAAACGUUCUAAUCCCCUUGACCAAGAGAAAUCAAUCGAUAAAGUGUUUUUUAAUAACUCUGAUGCAUUGAAGACAUUUUCCAAGAUAAUUUUUCAGAGCUACUUUUUUUUCUUGAGAACUUUACUCUCUUGGAAGGCCAUUCGCCCUUUUCUCGCCUAGUUUCCGCGCCAAAUUAGUCGUGUCGGAAAAUGUCGAAAACAUCCUGAUAAGCUUCGUUUUCGUCGUUUCUGUCCCACCUUUUUUCUUCUUUCGCCGCGCAUUUCCUAAUUGGUUCUGCGCACGCGAGAAAAAGCUCGGAUUUCAGGAUUUUUCUUGGUGUGUGACGUGUGGACUAAUAUUUUUCGACAGAACGAUUGUUGGAAGAGGGGAGAUUUUUAAGCUUGAAAAAUAUUAAAAAAUCAGGAAAUAGGCUAGCCGCAUUUGGAAUGGCUCAAGUAAUUGAAUAAUUUAGGAAAACGAGGAUUUUUCAAAAUUUUUAGGCUUUUGAUAGCGUUAGAAAGCGAUUUGAAAGCGAUUAAAAUGAAAGAAGUUUAAAAAAUUCAAACUUGGUCGCAUUUGGAAUGGCUUAAAGUUGCAUUAUCUGGGAAAAUAAGGAUUUUUCAUUAUUUUUAAGCUAGUAAUAACGUUGAAACAAUUUGUUCAAAGCGAAUCGAUAGGGAAAAUCAGAAAAAGUUCAAAAAAAGUCAAAUCUGGCCGCAUUUGGAAUGGCUCAGGUAGUUGAAUAAUCUGGAAAAAUGAGGAUUUUUCAAGAUUUUCGGCUUUUAAUAGUAUUACGAAAGUUGGUUCUGAGGAAUUUGGAAAGCAGGAUUAUUAAAAAAAGUUUUGGCAAAAGUCAAAAAUGGCCGCAUUUGGAAUGGCUCAGGUAGUUGAAUAAUCUGGAAAAAUGAGGAUUUUUCAAGAUUUUCGGCUUUUAAUAGUAUUACGAAAGUUGGUUCUGAGGAAUUUGGAAAGCAGGAUUAUUAAAAAAAGUUUUGGCAAAAGUCAAAAAUUGCAGCAUUUGGAAUGGCUCAAAGAGUUGUGGAGGCUAGAAAAAUAAGUAUUUUAUAUGAUUUUCAAUCAUGUAAUAGCUUUUGGACAGUUCCUAAAGAGUUAAUUGAUGGAUCAAUAAAAGGAAAAAGUUCAAUUUGGUCGCAUUUGGAAUGGCUCGAAGCACUGAGAAAGCUAAAGAAAAUAAGGAUUUUCAUGAUUUUAAGCUUGUAGUAACGUCGGAACAGUUCUCUUUAAGAGAUUUGAGAAAACAAAUUUCAAAAGUCAAAUUUGGCAGCAUUUGGAAUGGCUCAAAAAAGGGCAACAGUAGAGCUUUUUUCGGACGCUUUUGGAAGUUAUAAUGACGGAGAAGAACCUCAAAAAAUGAUAGAUUUCUCAGAAAAUACUUUACCUAUAUAAUUUCUAUGCAGGUUGGUCUAAUCGUGACGCCGUUGGGAGCCUGGAACACCGUAACUGGCGCCUGGAAACUCGGGGUUGUCCUUUGCGAUUUCUGGAUCUCCGUCGAUGUUCUCGUCUGCACCGCCAGUAUCCUUCAUCUCGUCGCCAUCGCCUUGGACAGGUUUUUUUGAGAUUCUACAGAAGGUCAUCAAAAUUAUUCAAAAAUGUGACCCAAAACCUACAUGCUGAAGCCUUAGCUUGUUAAGGAUUUUGUCAUUCAGUGCCCCCGACUUUUUCCGGUUUCUCCCUUUCUCAUAUUCCAAAAGCUAUAACCCUUCUCAAUCUUGGUUCCAAUAUUUUUUCGAAUAUUCAAAGGAAGAGAUUUUACUGCACCCGACUCCAUCCUACUCUGUUUCCUUCCAGAUACUGGUCGGUCACCGACAUCUCCUAUGUGCAGAACCGGACCCCAAGAAGGAUCACCCUGAUGUUGGCCGUCAUUUGGCUGACGUCACUUCUGAUCAGUUUGGCCCCCUUUGCCGGAUGGAAAGACGACGGUUUCGGGGAUCGGGUCGAGAAGCAGCACGUCUGUCUUAUCAGCCAGGCCAUCAGCUAUCAGGUUAGCUUCUAGGGGUUGGAGAUGGCGUCAUAAAAAUGAAUGAAAUGACGUCAUUACUUCAAUUAGAUGAUGUCAAUUAAAGGCGUAGUUCCUCGAAAAAUAUGCCCUGGAAAUUUAAAUUUUCAUCAGCUAUCAGGUUAGCUUCCAGGGGUUGGAAGUGACGUCAUAAAUUGAAUGGAAUGACGUCAUUAUUUAUAAACAAUGACGUCAUUCUGCCUGUAGUGAUUCUUGGAAAAAUACGCCCUGGAAACUGAAAUUUUCAUCAGCCAGGCUAUCAGCUAUCAGGUUAGCUUCUAGGGGUUGGAGAUGACGUCAUAAAUUGAAUAGAAUGACGUCAUUAUUCAAUUAGAUGAUGUCAUUUGAAAGCGAACUCCCUCGGGGAAUAUGCCCCGGAAACUAGAAUUUUUAUCAGCCAGCCGAUUAAGUUAGGCUUGUAGUUUGAGAUAAGAAGUGACGUCAUAAAAAUGAGUGAAAGUGACGUCAUUUUUUUGAUCAAUGACGUCAUUCGGCCAAGGAGAUCCUCAAGAAGUUAUGCUAUUAAAUCUGAAAUCAAGCCAUCAGCUGUUUUGUCUGUAGUUUGAUCUUUCCAAUGGUUCCAAAAUAGCUACCUUAUAUGACGUCACUUUGUGGUCAGACGAUAAUGACGUUAUCAGUUUCUGGAUGACGUCAUUUUCUUUAUUUUAAAGCUUUUUUAUUUUCCACUUUCUCACUUUUCCAAUAUUCAUUUCAACGGAAAAAGGAUAUCAUUUUAUAGACGCUAUUUUCGAUCAUUUUUUUGGCCUAACAAAUAUCGUGACAGCCAAGCUUUUGUUAAACGUAGACUCUAUUCAAAAAAGAUUGAAUUUCCGUCCAGACAUUUGAUCGAAUGUUGCGUUUCGCAUGCGAUUGUGCUUUUUGAGAGUUUUGAAAUGGAUUUUUUUCAAAGCAAAAAAGAUCUUAGUUAGUAUAAUUUAUAGAAAAAAAUGACCGAUUUUUUUGAGGAGGAUGGUAAAUUUAUUGAUCGAUUAUGACGUCAUGUUACUUUCCAUUAAAGUCUUCAGAAAUCUUGCUUAGACAGAAAACGAAUCGAAUUUUGAGCUCAAGAAACUUUUUUUCGAUUUAUCUGAAUAUUGGAUGACGUCAUGAUCCAAAAAAAAUUACGUAAAUUUGAAAUUAAAUCAGUUACAGUACACCUCUAGUAAAGUUUAUGUUUGUUCCAAAAGCUCAAUGACGUCAUAACCGAGAAAAAUGACGUCAUCAAGCAAUUUUUCGGCUUUAAUAUUCUGUUAUGAUGAUGAAGAACAAGUAAUCUAGUCAUAAGUUGGUAAAAAAUGACGUCAUUGAUCUAAAAAUCAUUUUUUGAAAAUUCGAACUUUUAUCGAUGUCUUCAUCAUUUCACGGAGGGCAAGUAUAGCCUACAAAUUAUGACGUCAUAAUCGGGUCAAAAGUGACGUCAUCAACCAGUUUUUCAAAAAAAUCGAUUUUAAUGAGAAAGUCAUGAGUUGAUUUAAAAAUGACGUCACUGAUCUAAAAAUCAUUUUUCAAAAAAAUUUUUUUGAGUGUUACAGUUAUCCACAUCAUUUUGACAUCAGUGCCCCCCACCUCUCCUUUUGACGUAACAACCGGGUCAAAAGUGACGUCAUCAAUCAAUUUUUCAGCUUCAAUAACUGAUUAUGAUAGAGAUGACAUAAUAAACUCAUGAGAUGGUGAAAAAAUGACGUCAUCGAUCUAAAAAUCAUUUUUCAAAACCUUGAACUUUAACCGUCACUCACAUCAUUUUGCAGAGGACAAGAAUAGCCUCCAAAUUUUGCAAAAAUCUUGGAAAAAAUGCUCCAAUGGCACUCGAAGCCAAUUAAGCGGCCGUUUUUUUCUUCUUCCUUUCUUCUCCUGCUCCCGUAAGGAAAUAAGGCUCGAAGAAACAAGGAUCUUUGACCAUUUUUGGGCAUCUUCCGAAGAGGCUCUCGAGCGAAUUCCAUUAAACUCUCCGCACACAACUAGUCUUCCUUGUCAAGAAGAAGAAAGGAAGGAGGAGGAGGAGCAGAAAAAAAGAUGUUCCCUGUUUGAAGUGAGAUGUGAUUUUUUCCUAGUAAAAACUGAAUGGAAAGGGGACCUGGAUCUUGGAAUUUAGUGGAAAAGACGAGACAUUUUAAUCAGAUAGAGAAAGAGGCUCAAAAUUCGGCAGUUUUUGCGCUCCAUUGAGAAAAUUAUUUUUUGGGAAAAAUGUGGAAAUUUUUGAGUUAGGUGGUGUUAAGUAGAGGAGGCUGAAAUAUUGCCACUUUUUGCGCUCCAUUGAGAAAAUUUUUUAGUAAAAUAAUAUACGGAAAAGUUAGAGGUAGGUAUUGCUAAGAGGCUUGAAAAUCGUCAACUUUUGCGCUCCUUUGAGAAUAAUAUAUUUUUUUCCUGUAAUUCUAAAAACUUGGAAUUAGGUACGGUUAAAGAGAAGAGGCUGAAAUGUUGCCAGUAUGUGCGCUCCAUUGAGAAAAAAUUUUUUCCCGUAAAGUAUACGGAAACGUUAGAGCUAGGUAGUGUUAAAGACAACAGGAGGCUAUAUAAUCGCCAACUUUUGCGCUCCAUUGAGAAGAAUAUUUUUUUUUCCUGUAAUAAUUCGAAAAAUUCAUAGUUAGCUAGUGUUAAGUAGAGGAGGCUGAAAUAUUGCCAGUUUGUGCGCUCCAUUGAGAAAAAUGCUUUUCGUGGAAAGAAAACAAAGAAAGUUGAACCCGGUAACGUUAAGGAAACAUAAGAGGCUCAAAACUCGCUACUUUGUGCGCUCCAUUGAGAAAACACGUUUUUCUGGGACGCAUACGAAUUAGUUCGAGUCGCGUAGUGUUAAGAAACGAGAAGAGGCUCUAAAUUGGUGACCUUGUGCGCUCCGUAGAGAAAAAAAUUUAUUUUUGAAUUUUUCAGUUUUUGGAUUAGAUAGAAAAAUUUUUUUUUGGCCUGAUUUUUUUCGAUAAAAAGAGAAAAAAAAAUUUUUUUCUGGUAAAACAUAACGAAAGGGGACCCAGAAUUCAAUAGAAAUGACGAGAAUUUCGAGCCAAACAGUUUAAGAGGCUCAAAAAUUCGCCAGUUUGUGCGCUUUAUUGAGAAAAAUAUUUUUUUAACAGGAAAAUUCUCUUUUUUUGUAAUAUUUCAAAUCAUUAGAACUUUUUAUUUGAAACUGGUAAAUUGAUUUGAAAAAGCGAACCCCCAAAAAAACCUCCAAUACUUUUUUUCAUUUUUUUGCUCAGAAAAGCAGAAAAAAAUCUGUCAAAUAGGCUAUUAACUCUUCUUUUUUUCCGUCCGCUCUAUUCUUCCGUUCGUUUGGUGGGUUUCCGGCGGAAAAAGGAACAAAAAAAAAAAGAGAAAUUGGAGAAAUGGACCACACACGACGUUUUCCAUCAUUUCCCAAACCCCAGAGAGUUUCUUUUUUUUUGUCGUUUGUUUUUUUUCCCCUUGGCUAGGUUCGUUUUAAGUCCCUUUAAAACUGCCGAAAUGGACGUUUUUUGACGAGAUAAGCUGGCCGAGCCCCGUUGGGGAUUUUUAGCGAUUUUGAGUAGAGUUUCAAGUUUCCGGGGGGUUUCCAGAGGAUUUUUGAGGGGAAGUGAUGGAAAAUGAGUGGAAUUUGGUUUCUAUGUUGGAAGUUAGUGAUAAAAUUGUAUAUUUAUAUAUUUUUUUAAAUGCGAUUUUUUUGCAAUAGAUAAAAACAGUGAGGAAAAAAAUAGCCGGAUCUCAAAAAAUUUUUUUGGGAAUUUUGAAAAAUUCAGCCUUGGUAGAAAUAGCUUCCAGCAAAAAAAGCCGCAAAAAUAGCUUCAAUCAAAAAAAGAAAAUAAAAGUCAGCCGUGGAAUUAAUGGGAAAAAAUAGCCGCGGCCAGAAAACCUGCAAGUGAAAUUUGUGAAAAAAUAGCCUCAAAAAUUUUCAAAUGAAUUGGAAAAACUUGUGUGGAAAAUUAGCCGCGGAGCGAUUUUUAUUGGAAAAAAAUAGCCGCGGAGCAAUUUUACUCGGAAAAAAUAGCCGCGGAGCGAUUUCUAUCAGAAAAAAUAGCCAUGAAGCGAUGUUUAUCGGAAAAAAUAGCCGUGGAGCAAUUUUACUCGGAAAAAGUAGCCGCGAAGCAAUUUUACUCGGAAAAAUAGCCGUGAAGCGAUUUUUCUUGGAAAAAAUAGCCGCGGAGCAGUUUCACUCGAAAAAAUAGCCGCGGAGCAAUUUUACUCGGAAAAAUAGCCGUGAAGCGAUUUUCUUGGAAAAAAUAGCCGCGGAGCAGUUUCACUCGAAAAAAUAGCCGCGGAGCAAUUUCACUCGGAAAAAAUAGCCGCGGCCAAAAACACUUUUUAACCGCUAUGUAGAUAACUUUCACUAUUGCAAAAUUCUUCAGAAGACUUGAAAAAUAAAAAAAAAAUUAAUGUUGACUUUUUUGGCCAACUAAAAUCUAGCCUUGGACAAAAUAACUCGAAUAAAAAAAGGCCUCUCAAAAAAAUGACUCUAAAUUCUUUUUUAUUCCAGGUUUUCUCAACGGCGACGGCCUUCUACAUCCCGUUGAUCGCCAUCAUCGGCGUCUAUUGGAAAAUCAUGAGAGCCGCUAAGAAAAGGUGAGUUAAGAUGAGCAACAAUGAGGUAGAAUCUGAUGUUAUUGAAAUCAAUCUAGCUGUAUAUAUUGCAAUUCGACGAAUACAUAUAUACUCAUUUUCGAAUUAUGUAACUCAACUGAAACGUAACUUAUACCUAUAGGGGUUAGGGUGGAAAAAAGUCCCUAUAGGGGUCGAAAAAGUGGUCUCUAUAGGGGUGAAAUCAAGUUGGUCCCUCUCGGGGUUUGGGGUAUGAUUCUUCAGCUCCUAUAGCUCAAGUGGUCCCUGUAGGGAUUUCUCAAUUUCAUUUAAAAAACGCUUCUUUGUUCGUUUUAUCCAAUGGAAAUGCUUCUUCGCAACAAUUAUCGACCAGCAGGAUCCCUAUAGGGGCCCUGGACCCUCCAAGGGCCCUUAAAGUGGCCCCUAUAGGGACCACUCUGAAGUACUACUGAAAACGGGAUGAGUGUUAAUUUCCUGAUUUUUCCCUUUUUUUUUCGAAAAUUUGCAUUUUUAAGUAGAUUUUCCACUGGGCUUCCAAAUUUAGUAGAUAAAAACUGAAAAAAAAACUUUAAGUGAUUAUUUUCAGAUUUAAAAGAGAAAGAGACCGACGGACGGUGAUUCGACCGCCGCCCGACGUGGUCGAUGACAAAAAAGCGCCGCUCAUCAAUAAAAAGAAUAAAAAAGUUGGUUUUUUCUUUAUUCUUUGAGCAUCAAUCUCAUCUUUUUUUAUCACACAACUGAACAUUGUAAAAAAAAUCUUUCAAUUUUUUUGUAAACAUCUGAAAAUUUUUUUAAUGUUGAUUUUUUUGUACAUGGUUUGUUUCAAAAAGACCCUUUUUAACUUUAUUCUCUAGAAAAAAACGAAUAAAAAAAUUUGUAAAAUAAGAAAAAAAGAAGUACGAUUUUAUCAAUGGAGCGUACAUACUUGCCGUAGGGAGGCUAUUUAAUCCUUUACGUAGAAAAAUUGAUUUUUUUAAUCAUUUCUUUUAAGAUUUCUUUCGUUUUUUUCGGAUGUUUUUGAUUUUUAUUAACAACGCUGUUGUGUUUUUAAGUUCUUGGUUUUCUAAAAAACAAAACUUUUUCAAAAUUGGCGCUCAAAUACGCAAAAAUUGCAGUAAAAUAAGCAGAAAAAAAGGUUUUUCAAACUUUUUCUGUUAUCUUUUUCUCCAUGAAAGGAAUUUCCCUUUGAAAAAUAAGUUAUUUUCUUGAUUUCAGAUACCUUUACCACCUGCCGUCGUUAUCACUGAUAUCAAUCGGAACGGUGUUUCCGCGACGACGCCUUCUGACGGCAGGAAUGGCACCGUCAAGGUAAUAAUAACCCUUUUUUGAGUUUUUAAAAUAUUUUGGUAGCUUUUUUUCCCUUUUUUUCAUUUUUUGAAAGGCGGUGCGUCGACUUCGUUUUACAGAAAAGCUUAAGGAGCAAAUUUGAAAAAAAAAACAGGCUUUUUACGGUCCCUUUGAGCGUCAGUUGUGCAUCAAAAAAUUUCCAUCAAUUGCUCCUAAACAGGUGGAAAAGGUUUCCGUUUCACUACCCUUGUCCGUCCUUUCAUCGGCCUUCAUUCACUCUUUUUGGACCCUUUUGAGAAACACAGAAGUUUUUAAAUUGAGAAUAAUGUUUACCAGUGGCUUUCUAUGAACUUAAAUGGGCUACAGUAAUAAAAUCGGAAAUCAUCGAUGACCGAGACUUUCAGCACCCUUUUUGCACCCUCACUCUUUCUUCACCUUUUUUUCAACCUUUUCUGAGACUUUUCAGCCCACCAAGAAAGGAAGGCUCAAUAAAAGCCGCGAAACGGAACCCUUUUAGCGGCCAUUUUCCACCCGUUUUCCGCGCUUUUUUUUCGGCUGUGACGAAAGAAUAAAUUCCAAAAAUCAAACUUUUUUGAAAGAACUAAAUUUGAAUAGUAGUUGAAACAGUUGAGUGAGAAACGAUUAGUUAGUGUUUUUUUGUACUUAAAAAAAUAUUUCCCGUUUUUUGAUUUUUGGAUAACACGAAAGGUAAGUUUAUACACUUUUGAAGGUGAAUUUCAAUUUUGACAAGUUUAAAAUCGGCAGAAAAUUAUUUAAAAAAAGAACUUCAUUGGAAAUUUAGAAAUAAAAAUUGCUUGAGAAAAAAUAAUUUUUUUGUCCAAAUCGUUCUGAAAGUUUUUCUACAUAUGCAUCCAUCAGAUCAUCGAAACUAUCGAUGUAUUAAAAAUAACAAGUCUUGAUGCAACAGUAAAGGUUUUUUUAAACUAGGAAAUUUUUUUGGAAAAAAAUUUUAAUCAAAGUCUAAAAAAAGUUCUUUUUCAAACUUUUUUUCUUCAGAAAAUUAUCAUCAAAAUCGGAUCGCAGUCCAAAAAGUUCACCUAGAAAAUUUAUUGAAGCAAGAAUGAAAUGGCAAAAAGGAAAAAUACCUUGAUGGGAUCCGAACCAAGAACCCUGUGAUCUUAAUAAAUAGCCACAUGACCAAAUAACUCUCUUUUUUCUUCCUAAUAGAGCCAGCAAGAGCUAAAAUAAUGGCAAAAAUCAAAAAUUACCUCUGUCGGAUCCGAACCAAGGACCCUCUGAUAUUAGUGAAUAGACACAUGGAAAAAUAAAUCUCCUAGAUUCCUCCAAAAAAGACGGUAGAAGCUAAAAAAGAAAUGGCAAAAAGGAAAAAUACCUUGAGAGGAUCCGAACCAAGAACCGUCUGAUCUUAAUGAAUGGCCACAUGAUCAUAUAACACUCUUAUUUCUUUCUAAUUGAGUCAGAAAAAUAUAUAAAAAAGGCCGAAAAUCGAAAAAUACCUCGAUGGGAUCCGAACCAAAGACCCUCCGAUCAAGAGACGAGCUCCCUAGCCUCUCUACCAAUCUGUUUUUCAGCACAAUCACCACCACAAUCAUCAUCGGCCCGACUCAAGUUCAUCUACACAGUCGGAGGAAGAACGGACGGCUACCGUAACCCACGAAAAUACACAGGAGACCAAACUCGACAGUAAUGGUUAGGCCUUUCUGAAUUUUUGAACUUUCAGAACUGAAAUUCUCAUUUUUCCGUUGAAAACUGCAUUGAGAAACUGGAAAAAAUCACAUUUUUUGUCCUUUUUCUGCAAAGAUGUCCUCUCAUGAAGACCAAAAGAACGUCCGUCCUCUGAAGAAGAGAAACUUGGUCUUCGGCUUCUUCUCAAGAGUGAAAAGGAGAAGAAGAAAAAAAUCAAGACGAACCGAAAUUGAAUUUGUCGUCCGCAUGGCCGUGAUACGUAACGAAAUCCGAUUUGUUUUUCUGGGAGCUUUUUUGCAAAACUUUUCUUAUUCAUUGACUUGGCAAGGGGCCAGAGUAGAGAAGGACUAGGAAGAAAAAGAAUUUUGCAAAAAAGACUGCAAAAAAAGAAACAAGAUCAGGAUUUGAUCCAGGGACCUUCUGAGUUGAAAACAAGGCUCUUAGCCAGUCGGCCACAUUGAUUCAAGAGGUCUAGAACGUCUCUAAAGUGAAAAAGUACUGAUCAGAGGAUUUUUCGAAAGAAAAACUUAAUUUUCAAAGUUCAAAAAAAUGGCAAAAAAAUAUUUUCCCUGACCCGGAAGCGAACCAAAGACCUACAGAUCUCUACCGAAGCUCUGAGCCACUGAGCCUUCUUCAUCUUGGUAAUAUCAUAAUGAAAAAAGGCUCUCAAACCUAAUUUUCACAUAAAGAACGUAAAAAAAUUAGAUUUUUGAAUACAUAUUAUUCAGACUUCAGCUUAAUAAUGAAUACCAAAAUGGUAAAAAUUAGUUUUCUCUCGACAGGAUCCGAACCAAAAACCUCCAGAUCCUUAUAAAUUCUCUUAGCCACUAAGCCAUCGUGUUCAGAUGCAAAAAGAUCGUUUAUCGGGAGCUAAAGAAGGAGAAAAUUAAUUUUCAAGCUAGUUGAAUAUCUGCAAAAAAGAUUUUUCCUGAACAGGAUUCGAAACAAAGACCCCCAGAUCUUAAAAAUUGCUCUCAGCCACUCAGCCACCCUGUUCAGAUGCAAAAAGAUCGUCAAGCGGCGGUCUGAUGAAAAGAAAAAGGCGGCCAAAGGAAACGCCGGAAAAUCAACGGGAGAGGAAAGCGUGGCGGACAUUGGCCAUAAUUACAGGUGGAUCCUGAAAUGAGCAACACCUGGGUAAUGUGAGCAAUUUUCAGGAACUUUCGUGGCGUGUUGGACGCCAUUUUUCCUGGUUUCUCUGUACCGACCGAUUUGCGGUUGUUCGAUCCCGCCUGUAGUCGAGCAGGUCACCUCUUGGCUGGGUAUAUUUUUUUUACCAUUUUCUGACGUAGACCCCUCUAGGGAUCACUAUAGUCUUAUUUCCUUGUGAAGAAAGGAGGAUAUUAGGGGAAUAACGAAAUGAUUUUAAUAUUGCUUGUUUGAAGUAGUAAAGUCACAUUAAAAGUCAUGCUUCUGGAAGUUCUAGAGAGUACAGAAAAUAUGGAGACAUUAGACAUACAGGAAAAAGACUUUUGAAUUCCCUUAAGUGAUCACUUAAGUCUUCUUUAUGCGCCCAAAAAAUAUUUUUCAGUUAGAGAGUAUAGAAAAAGAGGAGCGUUCAGACAAAAGUUGCUCUCGAUGUCUGGUGUCUCUCCUUUUCACAUGCUCUCUAGCUCAUCUUUCAGUCAUUCAACUCAGAAAAUGACGAAUUUUUUCUAAUUUUAGAGAGUAUGGAAAAAGAAAAGACACAGAUACGCAUGAAAAAUUGCUCUCUAUGUCUGGUGUCUCUCAUUUUUGCAUGAUCUCUAGCUCUUUUUCAAGUUCAGCCUAUUUUAAAUGAAAAUAAGCCUUUUCUCUCCGAUUUUCUCACAAAUUAAAUAAAAAAUAACUUUUCAGGGUACCUAAACUCGGCGCUGAACCCGAUCAUCUACACGGUCUUCUCGCAGGAUUUCCGGACGGCUUUCAAAAAAAUCGUCAAACGCCUUUGCCUCAUCACCGAGUAUUAG
This is a messenger RNA of Caenorhabditis auriculariae, 19532 nucleotides long. The record is from the annotation of a GenBank genome assembly. Lineage: Eukaryota; Metazoa; Nematoda; Chromadorea; Rhabditida; Rhabditidae.